Hippocampus zosterae (dwarf seahorse) is the source of this 7378-nucleotide messenger RNA. It is a transcript of the gene npc1l1, whose product is annotated as NPC1-like 1. The coding region runs from base 3293 to 7378 and encodes 1361 amino acids. The record is from RefSeq and is a predicted model, not a curated record. Gene Ontology annotation, molecular function: lipid carrier activity. Gene Ontology annotation, cellular component: membrane. The transcript has 21 exons. Lineage: Eukaryota; Metazoa; Chordata; Actinopteri; Syngnathiformes; Syngnathidae.
AUUCAGAUUCAGAAUCAAUGUGUACUCAGAUUUACAUUAAUAAAUUAGUGAAGUUUUGUGUGUUUUUAGAUGCACAUUGACAAAUGUCCUUUUUUUUAAUCAAUGCCUCACUUUUGUGGCAGUAUACUAUGCCAUAGAAAAUACUAGUUCUGAAUGAAAAUGUGUUUUUUUUUGUCAAAACUUUGGAAGUGUUCUCUAUAAAAUACAAUACAAUACAUGCUGAUUUAUAUAGCGCUUUCACAACAGUUGACACACACAAUUGAUGGCAAGUGCAGAUUGCUAAGGGCCUUAUCUUUACUGCGUAAAAUUCUGUAUCUUCUCAGACAGUUUAGUCGGAGAUAGCUCAAAUCUUGCUGAGGAAGCCUCCCCUCAAGUCCAUCCUAUAGUGCAAUGUACAGAAUGAUUAAUGAAUUGUAAAAAAAAAACGUGCUUACCGGUAGUCUAAAAUCAACACCGUCCGUCUAUGACAGUUUCAUCAGCAUGUUUCGCAAAAAAAUCGUAAUCAUUUCUAACGAUACUGACAUACACUGCUGUAAUAUGGAAUUUUAAAAAAAGACACCCCAUCCAUCCAUUUUCUAAUCCGCUUUAUCUUCACAAGGGUCUCGGGCGGGCGUGCCGUAGCCUAUCCCAGCUCUCUUCGGGCAGUAGGCGGGGGACACCCUGAACUUGUUUGCCGGCCAAUCGCAGGGCACACAGAGAUGAACAACCAUCACCUAGGCAACCCAUAAACUGUAUAUUUAUUCGGGUUCUCGUUUAAAAAAAAUAGCAUUUCUGCAUUUCGUUAAACAUUGUGAAGGUCAAAUGAGCACUUUUCUGGUGACUGUAUAUUGUGUCGCUGUCAUCGAAACACAAGACAAUGUAAAUCUGCCAUGUCAAUGAGGAGUGUUCAUACAUGUGUUAAUGACUGAUGUUUAAAAUGUGAUUUUUAACAUGACCUUCUCCAUUACAAAACUAAAUCAUACUGUGAGGUGUUCCUUAUGUUUCAUUAUGCUGUUUGACUGCGUUGUACUAGUGGGGCAACCUCCUCUGUAAAUGAUAAUGAUGCUGCUGUGAUUGUACAGCUCCCAUUAAGAAGGUCCAAAUAUUUGAUAUUAUGAUGUUUUAAUAUUGGGCAGUACUGUAGUUAGUUUUUCAGCCUAAAAAUUGGUCUACCAGAAGUUGUGUUUCCACCAAAAAUCCAAAUGAUGAAGUAGUCCUUUGCAUUUUCAUAAGAGGACUUCAUGUAUUCUUUAUCUCAAAGCAAUGCAAAGAUGAUAACGCUUAGUGAAAAUGUAUGAAUGUGCAAAUGCAAUUUGAAUAUUCUUUGAAGUUACAAAUCUCUGCAUUGUGCUUUGACCUUCCAGCGCUUAAGCAAAUCAGUCCCUAUCUGGCCCUUUUGUUCUCGUCUUUUUCUACCAUUAAGUUUUAUCAUCGUUCCAAAUGCUUGCGCACCUUUGCUCUUCACAGACAUGCAACAUGCAGCUUGCCUUGCCGGUUUUAUCACAGCUUUGACCUUGACAUGCGAUAACAAUGUCAAUUACAGAUUUAAUCUUUGAUUGUAGGAUCUAAUUGAGGAUGUGAUAAUACUGACUUGAAUUGGCUGCCCGCUACCGUCAUUUUUGUCCACAGAUUUUGUGACCACAGGUUUGUUUGUGAACAACAAAACACUACACCCAUCGGAAUCAUACCGAUGAUGGUCUAAUGUGGUUUCCUAAUCAAGGCCCCUGUUUUACAUUAGAAAAAUGUCAUGGUACACCGCAAAAGAAAGAAAACAAAUAUGAAUACUAAAAUAAUAACGCCCUUGUCUAAAGUCACAGUGGACUAUGUAUAAAUCGACCGAGUCAUCUAUGCUGCAUGUCAUACGUAAGCAUAUUCGACAAUAAAGAUGACCUUGACCUUGAAAUUUAGGCCUUUUUCAUUUUGAUAUUGGCGACUGUACUUGCAAAAAAUCAUGACUUGUUCUGUUGUGUGAAUGGCAACAGGUAACUGCACAGUGCACACUUUUGUCACAACAGUGCUGGCAUAGAUCAUGUUAUAAAGAUAUCAUCUAUUUGCAGAGGCACAGCCAGAAAAGCUUGGGUGGGGAGAGGAACCCAUGACUGUGGAUGGGAUGACAAACACUGACUUCUCUGCCAUGUUGUUUACCCACUAUUGUGUGGAGGUCGUUGUGAUUAAUGAUUGACUGAUUCCAGGUUGCAUCCACAUUAUUCUUUCAACAUGUGUCCAGUAUUUAAAAAAAAAAAAAAAAACUGCGUCCGAGUAUCAAUGUGUUUAAGCAUACAGUACUACAACCAUGUGAACAUAGUACAAAAAUACCAGCUAUCACAAUUUUCCGUGGUGUGGAGGUCUCCACGUUGCUCCGUCCUGUGUAUUUGUAAUUCAUAAAUCGUCUAUCCAUCCAUUUUCCGAUCCGCUUUAUCCUCACAGGUGGUGCUGGAGCCUAUACCAGCAGUCUUUGGGCAGUAGGUCGGGGACACCCUGAACCCUAACACCCUGGUUGCUAGCCAAUCGCAAGGCAGAUAGAGAGAAACGACCAUCCACGCUCACACUCACACCUAUGGACAAUUUGGAGUGUUCAAUCAGUUUUUAGAAUGUGGGGGGGAAACCGGAGUACCCGGAGAAAACCCACGCGGGCCCCGGGGAGAACAUGCAAACUCCACAAAGGAAGGCUGGAGCCAGGAUCGAACGCAGGACCUCUUCACUGUCAGGUUGAUGCGCUAACCACUGGACCACCGGGCCUCACAAAUCAUUUUCGUACAAAUUAAUCAAAUUAAUGGAAAUUGGAAAAUUUAUCCCUGACGAUAUCUACACCAUGCGGGUCUGCCACAUCACGCUUGUACAGACUUGGCAUGUGGAUAAUUUAUAGCCCCGACGGUGUGUGCAGCAGAAACAAGUUUCCUGCAGGAAGCUCACUGAUAAUAAUGACCUGAUUGAAAUUUGUUCACAUUUUAUUUGAUCUCUGCAUAGUUUCAGAAUGGUCGUGUACAGGGUGUGGUUGAUAUUCCAGAUUCUGCCAGUUGGUCCGUAUCUCCCGGCAACCCUAUCAACAUCCCUCUCAAGUUAAUCAUCAGACACAGUUAUUGAUCAUCCAUAACUGCCAUUGGCCAGGCCUGGAAUCAGACCAGAUAAGACAUUGACAUCAUAGGAGUGCUGAAACUGUCAUGUCAGGAUGUUUGUGCAUUCCCAGCUGUGAACAGUAAGCGGGAAGACAGGCAGACAGGACGACACGGACUUCAAGUGGAUGUUCAAAUGCAGUGACAAAAGUGAUUAAACUGUGCUCGAAGACCUUUUUGUAGCUGAAACAGCAAAAGUCAUGCGUCUUGUCGCAGCCCUGAUCGCUUUUCUGACAUGCACGGUGCUGUCACAGGCUGAGCAUCGAAUCGGCUACUGUGCUUUCUACGAAGAAUGUGGCAAAAACCCUUCACUGGGAAACCACACCCUCAUCCCUGCCAUGGUCCCGUGCCGAAAUUAUAGCCGAGCCCGGGAAGUGACGGGAGAACACUACCAUAAACUCAAAGAGGUGUGUCCCAUGCUGGACAAGGGACCUAACAGCACCCUUGCCUGUUGCUCCAUGAAGCAGCUGAAAUCCUUGGAAGCGAGUUUGAGUUUAUCAAAGGCCCUGCUGGUGCGCUGCCCUUCUUGUGCCGAAAACUUUGCCCACCUGCACUGCAUCAACACCUGCAGCCCAAACCAGAGCCAGACAGUCAAAGUCACAAAGGUCAUGAAUGUUACUACCCGCCCAAAUAUCACCAACGAGGCCGUGGUGGCGUACCAAGCAUAUCUCGCCACCAGCUUUGCAGACGCCGCCUUUCAGUCGUGUCAAAAUGUCCGGAUCCCCGCCACUGGAGGUUUCGCCAUCGCCACCAUGUGCGGCCGCUACGGUGCCAAGCUGUGCACCCCCCAGCGCUGGUACGACUUCCAGGGAGAUACGAGCAACGGUCUGGCCCCACUGGACAUUGAUUUCAGACUCAUAAAACCCGGAGAAGUAGAGGGAGUACCCGAGGGUGUGAUUCCCUACAAGGGGCGAGCUUUGAAGUGCAAUGAGACCACGCCUUCCGGCGGUCAGGUGUGCUCGUGUCAGGACUGCAAAGAAUCAUGCCCUGUCCUUCCACCUCCCCCGCUGCCACCAGGACCCUUCAGACUUUUGGGCACAGAUGGCUUCCUUGUCAUUUCUAUCAUCUUAUUCUGUCUCCUGAUCUUUUCCUUCCUCUUCUUCCUCUUGGUCUCUUGUUUGGUCAAGUCGCAGAAGAAGCAGGAUCAAGAGAAGAAGAAGAAGAAAGGCAAAGAUCAGAACUGUAAUGAUGUCAGUCAGCGGGUCAUUCAUCCAGCAGAGGUGUCGUGCGCCGACAGGAACAGCAUGGCUGCUCAGGCCUUCCUUAGCUCCGCGUUUCAGAAAUGGGGAACAUUCAUGGCUACCUAUCCCCUCAUGGUGCUCCUGGUGUCGGCUGUGGUUGUCGUGGGCUUCGCCACCGGCCUCAUAUUCAUUGAGCUCACCACUGACCCAGUGGAGCUCUGGUCAGCUCCUAACAGCCGAGCUCGUCAGGAGAAGGACUUUCAUGACAAACACUUUGGCCCUUUCUUCAGGACCAACCAGCUGAUUUUGACAGCACCAGGCAGGAAAGGUCACAUUUAUGACUCUUUGCUCUUUGGACUGCAUAACUUUAGCGGCCUCGUUUCCAAAGACCUCAUCAUUGAGUUGGUGCUUCUCCAGAAAAAAAUACAGAACAUUGAGUUCUGGUCAGAGGACCUAAAUCGCACAGCAAGUCUGAAGGACGUGUGCUUUGCGCCGCUGAAUCCCAACAACCCCUCCCUGACCGACUGCGCGCUCAACAGUCUGCCGCAAUACUUCCAAAACAGCCUGGACAACAUCAAUGCCAAGGUGAACAUGACUAAACUGGGGGUGACCAAAGAGGUGGAUUGGCGAGAUCACCUCAUCUACUGCUUCAAUUCGCCUCUAUCGUUCAAAGACAUCACUGAUUUAGGACUGAGCUGCAUGGCUGACUAUGGCGCUCCGGUCUUUCCCUUCCUGGCUGUCGGCGGCUACCGGGGUGACGAGUACACCAAUGCGGAGGCUUUCAUUUUGACCUUCUCCCUCAACAACUAUCCACGAACCAACGUCAAGUUCAAUGUGGCCUUGCAAUGGGAGAAUGAGUUUCUGAAAAUUGUCCAAGACUACCAGAGAGACCCAUCCACCAACUUUACGUUUGCAUACAUGGCAGAGAGGUCACUGGAGGAUGAGAUCAAUCGGACGACUGCAGAGGACAUUCCCAUCUUCAUGAUCAGUUACGCCGUAAUCUUUGUUUACAUCGCUGUCGCUCUGGGGGAGUAUUCUUCUUGGAGACGCAUACUGGUGGACUCAAAGUUUCUAGUGGGUCUCGGUGGGAUUUUGGUGGUUGCAUGCUCGGUGCUGGCAUCCAUGGGCUUCUACUCUUGGAUCGGCAUUCCGUCCUCCUUGGUCAUCCUGCAAGUGGUACCGUUCCUGGUGCUUGCUGUUGGAGCUGACAACAUCUUCAUCUUUGUUCUGGAGUACCAGAGAGAUGUGCGGAGGCCCGGAGAGGAAAGAGAGCAGCAGAUCGGACGCGUGCUUGGAAACGUUGCUCCCAGCAUGCUCCUGUGCAGUCUCUCUGAGUCUGUCUGCUUCUUUUUAGGGGCCCUGUCCACCAUGCCCGCAGUGAAGACCUUUGCUUUGUACGCCGCUUUGGCUGUGCUUAUGGACUUUGUUCUCCAGAUGACAGCGUUUGUGGCACUGCUGUCGCUGGAUGCCCGGCGCCAAGACAACAACCGCUGUGAGCUGCUCUGCUGCGUCACCGUAGCCACCCAGAAAUCCAACCAGCCCAACGAGGGCUUCCUGUUGCCCCUCAUGAGGAAGUACUACGCCCCCGUACUGCUGAACCGUUACAUGAGAUUCAUCGUGAUGUUGGUGUUCCUCUUCAUGUUCAGUGCUUCUGUGUACCUGAUGUUCAACGUAACAGUGGGUCUAGAUCAGGAGCUGGCUAUGCCCAAGGGCUCAUAUAUGCUGGAUUAUUUCCAGUAUUUAUACAAAUAUUUGGAAGUCGGAGUCCCGGUUUAUUUUGUAACAAAACGAGGCUUCAAUUUUACCUCAGAAGAGGGCAUGAACGCCGUGUGUUCCAGUGUGGGCUGCGACCAGUUCUCAAUGAUCCAGAAGAUUCAACAUGCCGCCAAUCACCCCGAACAGUCAUACAUUGGCAUCUCUGCAAACUCCUGGGUAGAUGAUUUCAUUGACUGGUUGAACCCGGGAUCCAGAUGUUGUCGACUUUAUACCAUUGGUCCAAAUUCUGGAAAGUUCUGUCCUGCAGACAAACAUUCUUUACUCUGUGGACAAAAGUGUAUGGCAAAGCCUUCAAAUGGCGUCCUGCGGCCCACCGAGGAACAGUUCAACCGCUUUCUUCCUAACUUCUUGGGUAAUAGGCCUGACCUGCAGUGCCCCAAAGGAGGACUAGGAGCCUAUGAUACGGCUGUGGUGAAAGACGACAGCGGAGAAAUUAUUGCCUCUCGCUUCAUGGCUUACCACACACCUCUGACCAACUCUCAGGAGUUCACUGCGGCACUGCUGAGGGCCAGAGAGCUGGCCUACGACAUCACUCAGGGCAUGCUCAAGAUAAAUGGAACCUCUCCGGACUUUGAAGUCUUCCCUUACACGGUGACCAACGUUUUCUACGAGCAGUACCUGACGAUCGUACCAGAGGGUCUCUUCAACAUCUCACUGUGUCUGCUGCCAACAUUUGUUGUGUGCUGUCUGCUUCUGGGCUUGGACCUGCGCUCCGGUCUACUCAACCUCAUCACCAUCAUCAUGAUCACUGUGGACACUGUUGGGGUCAUGACACUCUGGGGAAUCCAUUACAAUGCCGUGGCCCUCAUUAACCUGGUUACAGCAGUGGGCAUUUCUGUGGAAUUUGUGUCCCACAUGACGAGAUCGUUUGCUCUCAGCAUAAAGCCCACACAUGUGGAGCGAGCCAAAGAGGCCACCGCCAACAUGGGCAGUGCAGUGUUUGCUGGUGUUGCGAUGACCAACCUGCCCGGCAUCCUUGUUUUGGCCUUUGCCAAAGCGCAGCUUAUCCAGAUCUUCUUCUUCCGCCUCAAUCUGGUCAUCACACUUCUGGGGAUGGCUCACGGCCUCAUCUUCCUCCCUGUGGCGCUUAGUUACUUUGGGCCCGGUGUGAAUAAAGCCAUGCUGGUGCAAAUGCAGCAAGCACAGGCAAAGACCCGCCAGGAAUUGGAGCUGACAAACAACAUGAGACAAUUCUAUGCUAACAUGAGCUAUGAAGACGAUGAGACAAAGGAGGAGCCACACGCCAAUGCUACAAAGGCUACCGUGUAUACCGAAGUCCCACCACCGAGUGUGAAACACAAACCGGAAGAGAAAAUUGAUUAUUUUUGA